Messenger RNA from Rhodamnia argentea, 1479 nucleotides. RefSeq names its product basic leucine zipper 9. The record is from RefSeq and is a predicted model, not a curated record. Bases 215 to 1207 code for a protein of 330 amino acids. Gene Ontology annotation, molecular function: DNA-binding transcription factor activity. The transcript is spliced from 6 exons. Gene Ontology annotation, biological process: regulation of DNA-templated transcription. NCBI's taxonomy places the organism in Eukaryota, Viridiplantae, Streptophyta, Magnoliopsida, Myrtales, Myrtaceae.
UUUUAUCGACUGUGCCAAGGCCAAGAAAAGGUGACUCUUCUCUCAUGCUUUGAAAAGAGUAUCCCUAAGACUCAACGUGCCAACCACUUCAUCUCUCUAUAAAGGCAGGAGUGAGAGCAGGACAUUGGACCCUCCUAGUCCUCCCGGUACUUACUUAACUGAUACUCCAGUCUGGAUUGGAAUUGGAGUAGGAAGUCCACGUGAAGUAGAGAAUAUGCAGGAGGGAAAAGCAGGAGGAGCUGAGAAGAUGAAGGGAAGCGCAUCAGAGUUAGCGCUGGAGGAGUUGCUCCGGAUCAUAAUGAUCGCCUCUCCUCCUCAACACCACCACCAGGAGCAGGACCAUCAUCCUCCUCCUCAAGACUACUGUUAUGACAGUCCGCAUACUACCAGUUCAAGCAUCACAGAUGCUCCUCCUCUCUCGCUUGACAAUUGGGACAUCAGUGGUCCUGGUAGUGAUCAUCGACAUGACAUGGCCGCCGCCACCUCUCUCUGGUAUCACACUCUCCUUACCAAGCACUCCCCUCCUGAUUCUAACUCGUCCAUUUUCGUUGGGAGCUGUACAGCAUCGGCUAAUAUGCCUAAAUGCAGAGAUUCCCAAGCAAGAGAAGCCACGAGUGGUUCAACCCACCAACACUCGGAUGAAGAUGAUGGUGCGACAGAGGCAGAUCCAAGCGAACUGAGCACAGAUGCUAUCGACCUCAAGCGCAUUAGAAGGAUGGUUUCCAACAGGGAGUCUGCUAGAAAAUCACGUAAAAGGAAACAAGCGCAGUUAGCUGAUCUUGAAAUACGGGUUGAGCAACUUAGAGGCGAAAACUCUUCUUUGUCUAAGCAACUAUUAGAUGCUGCACAGCACUACUGCCAUGCUGACACAAAUAACCGAGUGCUGAAAUCUGAUGUGGAAGCCUUAAGAGCUAAGGUGAAGCUGGCUGAAGAUAUGGUGGCUCGAGGCUCACUUUCUUGUAGCUUGAAUCGUCUUGUUUUGCAAACUUUGAAUCCCCAAAAUUCUAUUAGUACUGAGGAUCUUAGUGCUGUGGCAAAUGUUUCUCCUACAAUCACCGUCCACGGGGAUAAUGACUCUUCGACUGGGUUGACAGUUCCCAUGCCAAAUUCUUGCCUAGGAGUUGAAAACAGCAAUCCUAAUAACAGCAACUUCACAAAUGGAGUCAUCCAUGAUUCUGUAAGCUGUGUGUCUGAGAUGUGGUCCUAAAGUUCUGACGUUUCUUUCUGUUUCAAUUAGGUAAGUCUUUUAUCCCGCCAGUCCUAAUAGUUUUCUUAAAAGAUUUGUCUUGGGUGGUUUCUUCUUGUAAUCAGGCUGUCCCUUUAAGUUCAAAACAAUCUCCUGGGGAGACUUGAGAUGUCAGAGACUAAAGGACAAGUUUGCAUUUUUCUGUCUGUUGUAUCACUUAAGCGAUAUCUAGCGACUGUAUGUUUUUAAAAAAGCUCCAACUCGUGUGAUGUUGAACUGUUGCCUUCUUUGAA